Molecule: messenger RNA, 673 nt
Organism: Suncus etruscus (white-toothed pygmy shrew)
Lineage: Eukaryota; Metazoa; Chordata; Mammalia; Eulipotyphla; Soricidae
Gene: SPCS3
Product: signal peptidase complex subunit 3
Exons: 5
Coding region: 75-617 (180 amino acids)
Biological process (GO): protein targeting to ER
Cellular component (GO): signal peptidase complex; membrane
Source: RefSeq, a predicted model, not a curated record
GGCGGCGGCGGCGUGCGAGGGGCUGGUGAGGUUCAGCGAGAGCAAAAGGAAGAGAGAGCGAGGCGGCGUCCGCGAUGAACACGUUGCUGUCGCGGGCGAACUCCCUGUUCGCCUUCUCGUUGAGCGUGAUGGCGGCGCUCACCUUCGGCUGCUUCAUCACCACCGCCUUCAAGGACCGGAGCGUCCCGGUGCGGCUGCACGUCUCGCGGAUCAUGCUAAAAAAUGUAGAAGACUUCACGGGACCCCGAGAAAGAAGUGAUCUGGGAUUCAUCACGUUUGAUAUAACAGCUGAUCUAGAGAAUAUAUUUGAUUGGAAUGUUAAACAGUUAUUUCUUUACUUGUCAGCAGAAUAUUCAACAAAAAAUAAUGCUCUGAACCAAGUUGUCCUUUGGGACAAAAUUGUUCUCAGAGGUGAUAAUCCGAAGCUGCUGUUGAAAGAUAUGAAAACAAAAUAUUUUUUCUUUGAUGAUGGAAAUGGUCUCAAGGGAAAUAGGAAUGUCACCAUAACACUCUCUUGGAACGUCGUACCAAAUGCUGGAAUUCUACCUCUUGUGACAGGAUCGGGACACGUAUCUGUCCCAUUUCCAGAUACAUAUGAAAUAACGAAGAGUUAUUAAAUUAUUCUGAAUUUGAAACAACAUAUUUUUAUACGUAAUGAAUCAUAUCUCAUUUA